AGGAGUCCAGCCCCCCGACCCCCUGCAGCUCUGCCGGGGGUGGGUUUUGUUCCCCUCUCGGGAUGGGGUGCGCUCUGUCGGGUUCUGGGAUCGCCCCGGGGAAGACCAUCGCGGAGUCCAAGCAGUGCCCGUCAUCGGAAAACCUAGCGGUGUCGAAAGCGGGACCGGAGCCCGGCGGCGACGGGCCGGGGGCAGGUCCCUUUCCGCUGGCGGACGCGCAGAAGGAGCGGAUCCAGGAGUCCUGGCGGAUCCUGCACGACAAUAUCGCUCGGGUCGGCAUCAUUGUCUUUAUCAGGUUAUUCGAGACCCACCCCGAGUGCAAAGACGUCUUCUUCCUCUUCCGGGACAUCGAGGACCUGGAGCAGCUCAAGAUGAACAAGGAGCUGCGAGCCCAUGGCCUGAGGGUGAUGUCCUUCAUUGAGAAAAGCGUGGCCCGGCUGGACCAAGAGGACAAGCUGGAACAGCUGGCCUUUGAGCUCGGCAGGAGUCACUACAGAUACAACGCCCCUCCCAAGUACUAUGAGUACUUGGGCAUCCAGUUCAUCAGCACGGUGCAGCCCAUCCUCAAGGAGCGCUGGACGCCGGAGGUGGAGGAGGCGUGGCAGAGUCUGUUCAAGUAUCUGACGGCCACGAUGAAACGGGGGUACUAUGAGGAAGAGGAGAAAUCGGGCAGCAUCAAAUCCCUUGCCUUGAGGAAACCCGGGACCGGAUCCAUCCUGAACAGCAUAUAAGACUGAGAGCAGGCGGCGUAGCGGUUGGCUUGGCUUGCUGUGAUAUUCCCAUAGGACCUCUCCUUCCCCCUGUGCACAAGGAACUGCCCUCGCUUGUUACUUUCACAGGCUGUGAUUCCAGCUGAUUCAGCUGAAUCCAGCUGUGAUUCCAGCACAGAGGCUGGAUUUUUGCUGCUGGUCAGAGGCCCCAUCUGUGUAGCCGGGGUUCCCCCCCGGGGGUCGCCGCAGGCGGUAGAGGCAAGUAAACUAUCUCUGAACCUUUCUACUUUGGGCAUAGGCAGUUCAGGGAGAGCUUCCUGGAAGGGAAAAGAGGCUGAGAACAGGAGUCGGCUUUAGACACCGGCAUGAGGGCCUUGAUUUCAAUAUAUGGACUGGUUAUCAGCCGGGCCCAUCUAGCAGCGGCCGGGAAGGGGUUAAACAUCCCCCGAGUUUGCAGAGCGGCAGUGUUAAAGGUGACUCGCGAAGGGAAGGGAAAUUGGGGUGGGUGCCCUCUCCCUGUUUGGCUUCUUUACAAUGGAUCCAGCCCCCCGAGAAAUUAAACCCGGUUCGCCCUAGCUGCCAAAUGGGAAGAACAACUAUUUCUUGAGCGCUGGUAACAGUCUGCUACCACUGCAAGCUCCGGGAGCGACUCUGUUAGCUUGAGUGGUGGAGGCCCAUGCUAGGCACGAGAUGAGGUAGAGGCAGACAGAGUGGGAGGACAAGGAGACGAUCUGGGCAGGUUCAAACCCGGUUGAUGACCGUGUGCUGGGUGCAGCUAUAAAACUGGUGCUGGAGGAGGGCUGUGAAAUCACGUGGACCUCGGAGAGAGGGGGCAAUAGAACGGAAAUAGCCUUACGCUGUGGUUAAAGCACUGGCGGAGGAUGCAGGAGAUCAAGGGUCACUCCCCACCUCUGCUACAGCUUCCCUGUGUGACCUUUGGCAAGUUACUUCAUCUCUGUAGGCCUGGGUCCCCCCCAAUCUGUACAAUAACUGUGCCUUUGCCUGUUUGGCGCAGGGACGGUCUCCCAUGUGACCCUGAUCUCAGUUAUACUUGGGUCCAAACCCCGCCCUUUUGCAGGGUGGACGCAGCUUAAGCCGCAGCCCCAACUCAGCAGCUCGCAGACACGUGAGCACGGCUGGGAGACCCGGGUCCAGCAAUUGUAAGCCCAGGUUGACAGGGCAGGUGGCCACUCAGGAGACCCAGGCGCAGGGUUUACGAUGCAGAACAGCCAGACACUAAGGCCCCGUCUACACUAGCACUUACUUCGGUGUAACUUAUGUCGCUGAAUAAUCCACGCCCCUGAGCAACAAUAACGAGGAGUCCGGUGGCACCUUAAAGACAAACAGAUUUAUUUGGGCAUAAGCUUUUGUGGGUUUAAAAACCCACUUCAGAUGCAUGGAGUGAAAAUUAUAGAUAUUCAUAGA
Molecule: messenger RNA, 2135 nt
Organism: Mauremys reevesii (Reeves's turtle)
Lineage: Eukaryota; Metazoa; Chordata; Testudines; Geoemydidae
Product: cytoglobin-1-like
Exons: 5
Coding region: 63-731 (222 amino acids)
Molecular function (GO): oxygen binding; heme binding
Source: RefSeq, a predicted model, not a curated record